AUGAGUGGCCAGCGAACUCCGCUGGGACGAUCAACGACUGUGCUCUGGCGUGGGCCCUCUUUGUCCAAUCAUGCAACAGAGACUGCCGAAAGCGCCAUGCAAUCACAGGAGGUUCGACUUCGACUAAGCCAAGAGGAGGUGCAAACGGCAGCUGACCUGCUGGAGCUUGACAAGGAGGAUCUGAAAGAUUUGGGACUUAACAUGGUUGAGCGGAGACGCGUGCUCCGCUGGGCCUUCAGUCCAUCUCCGAUUGAUUUUCUGGAGAGUCUACAGAAUACGAACGGGGUGCAGAGCGCUGAAGGGCGUCCGCUGCAAGCUGUGGAGAAGGCCAUCAGCGAUCUGGACAUGUGGUUCGCGCUUGCUGAUGCAACCUCAUUUCCAGUUAACAUCCGUCAACUGAAGGAGUCCUUCAAAGAUGACGCUCACAGGUUCCGACAUUCGGAAGGCGACGCAGGAAGACCUCCAAUGGCCGACUACGACGUGAAAGACUUCAGCAUGCAUGCUCGCAGCAUCAGGGAGAACAUGCUGGAUGAGCACUUUGACUUGACCUCGGAACGGAUCCAGGAGAUCUUUCUGCGAGUCUCCAACGACCGCGAGAUUUGCACACCUGAGGAGCUGCUCGAAGGCUUGUCCAAGAUCGGUAUCACAUGCCGAGAUGUCACGUGUCUGGCCGCACCAUUUCGCCUCGUGAUGGGCCAAAGCAGCGAAAGAGGCUUGCAGCCAAUGGAACUGGAUGUUAUCCUUUCCAGACUGAAAUUGGCACAACUGCUGGGGCGUGGAGAAGGCAGUGUCAGUGGGAGUGUUCCCCCUGGCCGCUUCACGCUGGUGGACUACAACAUGCACAAAGCUGCAGUGCAGGAUCUCACUGGUGAGAGGCUGCUCAGAUACUUCUUCGGUCAUCGAGCUCAAAGUGAGCCAUCUGACAACAUUCACCGCUGGAUCCACAUGAGGGGUUGUCACCUCAUUUUGCUGAUGGCCCUGAUGGUCAAGUAUCGACUUUCACCACUUGGUGUGGAGGAUAUUAUUGAGCAAGGCCCCACGAAGGUGGGGGAGCAUGGCAACAACAUCUUUGUGACGCUGGACUGGUUGCAAGUCGACUCUUCAGCGUGGCGUCAGGAGGGAUGCGACGGAUCUAGCCCCGUCCAGAUCAGCUGCUCGUACCUCACACUGAUCAUCUCCGCGCCACAUCGAGCCGACACCUUGAUUUCUGUGGUGCAGCCCAACCGCCUAUUUGAGCAGGACUGGCCGGGCGCAGAGAAUUCCAAGACAGCUUUCAAUGAUGCAUGGUCGGAGACCCUCAUGGACCGAUUGAAGAGGUUAUCAUCCAGACUGGCGGAGCAUGAUGUCAGGUAUCUGGCCCAACAUGUUGUGCAGCUGUGCGUGGACGAUCUGCUGUCGGUAGUCCGAGCUUUUGCCGCACGCCUGGACAGGCUUGAGGAGGAUUUAAACCCCAAUCCCAGCACAGCGUCUGUGGGAUCAUCUGUUUGGGCAGCCGGUAGCCGGCUGCCGCCAGCGACCUGGCUGGCAGAGGUAUCCCUCAUCCGACUCCAGCUGGCUGUGGUUUGCCGGCGCUUGCGCAAUCAUCGGCUGAUGCUUCGCAGACUGAUGGAGAGAGUGGCUGAGGCUGGCGUAGACAGGAGGCUGGCGGGGUACUUGCGGGACAUUGCUGACGAUGUUGAAGUUUCGUUGGAAGACUCGGGGCACUUGAUUGACAGGUGUGGCGCUUUAGCCUCUUCAUAUGACACCAUCGUCAACAGGGAGGCGGAUGCCCAAAGACGGCAGUCCAAGGAUGCCCUAAUGCGGGAGCAGGAAGAGCAGAACCGCCACGCAGAGCGGCUGAAUGACACACUCUUCGUCUUGACAUUUGCUACAACACUUUUUGCACCUGUGCAAUUUCUGGCGGGUGUGUAUGGCAUGAACUUUGCCGUCGACGGCGAUCCCACCAUUCCGGAACUCAAGUGGGAGUACGGCUAUUUGUACUUUUGGAUCCUGGUGAUUGUUUAUCUCAUCGGCAGCAGCGUGCUGGCGGCUGGAGUUUUCCGACGGCUAAGGAUUCAGCAGAAGAGCGCUCUUCUGCCGAGGACUCGGUACAGCAGCUCAUGGACAGACGAAGACGGAAGUCGGCCACAUCUUCAUGGACGACCUUUUGCUGCAAGGGAGGAUUUUACCGAUCCCUCGCGUCGGCCCCGAACGCUCGUUUUGCAUCAUCGCGGACGUCUGGAUGCGGAUCACGCGAAGAACUGGACGGCAGGGCGCACUUCUGAGCUGACGAAAACAGUCAGUAGAUCUUGCGCCUUUCCUCAAUACAAUGGUGCCAUGACCAGAAAAGCUGAUGGCAUCGCCGGAGCAGACUGGCCAGUCCCUGUAGGAGUCAUAGCAGACACUGCAAGAAAGCUUCUGCUAGAACGUGUCAGCUGUCCUUUUCCUUGCAGCAGAUUGGCACUGGGAGCUACAGAUUUUAUCAAGGUCGAAAACCAAGGGCCUCGAAUAACCGCCUUCUUCGCCGACAAGCCCGGAGCACGCUGUGAAGCCCCUGAGACCUUCCCGGAGCAGUCGCCACUGCCCACAGAGUCGGAGUCUGAAAAUGAAGGCUACGACCUUGAAGGCGACGACGUGCCCAAGAUGGAAGCACCGCCCAAGAUGGAAGCACUGCCCGAAACAGCACCAGCUGCAAAGGACGUGCUUCAAGCCAGCGUUGCUGAGUUUCAUCGCGCGAGCCGUUUGCACUUCCUUGGAACUUGGCGAGAACGUUUCGAGCGCUGGCGUGCAGCUUGUGGGGCAGGGCCGGAAGUUCUAGAGCAGGCGGUGCCACUGCGUCAGGAGGUGGAAAGCUUUCGACAAGAUGAUGCCCAAUCAGUAUGGGCACACUUGGACAUGGAUUGUUUCUUCGUCUCCGUAGCAACUCGCGACAUGGCGAAGUCCGCAGGGGCCGCAACAGAUGAGGUACCCACUGCUGUGGUCUCUGGCCUCGGCGCCAGCUCUGAGAUCUGCUCAGCGAACUACGCUGCUCGCCGUGCUGGGGUGAACACGCAUCUCUGGUCUGUUGAGCGUGCUCGAGCGGUUCUUCCAACGCUUCGGCUGGUUCCCAUAUCAUCUGAGCUGCUUCGCUCGGUUGAAGAGACGUGGAAGAAGGUAUAUCAGCUACUAGUGGUGGCCUGCGGCGACGAGCCAGAUCAUGUCUUCAUGAGAUCUUGUGACGAAGCUGCAUUGCUGGUGAAAGCAAUACCGGAUCCUGUGGCAUGGGCUGAAGCCCUCCGCAGCUCUGUUCGCUUGCAGACAGGCUGCACCUGCAGCGUUGGCAUCGGGCCAACCCAGCUUGUCGCAAAGCUCGCGACAAAGGCAUGCAAGCCAAACGGAGUGCGGAGGAUAUUGCAGGAGGAGGUGAAGCCUUUCCUGGCUGAUCUGCCACUGAGAGACAUGCCCCAGGUUGGGCAUGCUAUGUCCGCAAAGCUGCAGGAGCGUGGUCUGGAAAGCUGCCGCGAUAUCCAAUCCUUGGAGCAGGGACGGCUGCGUGAAUGGUUUGGAGCUAAAGGCGAGACACUUUGGCUCAAUGCACAGGGCCUCGACCAGGAGGUGAGCCCAGCCCCUGCACAAAGGAAGUCUGUCAGUGCUGAGAUGAACUGGGGCAUACGAUGUCAAGACCGUUCUGCUGCCGUAAAGAUCCUGACAGAGGUCUCGCAGCAGCUUUCUGAACGACUCCUUGCCAGUGAUCUACGCGCCAUUCACCUGACUCUGAAGCUCAAGAUUGCCGUGCCUGGCUGGGUGGAGCCCAUCAAGAGAGGUGGCCACGGGCAGUGCGAUGAUGUGAGUCGUUCUGCGCCCCUGCCUGAUGCAAGCAAUGAGCCCAGCGUGCUGCUCAGGACCGCGCAGCACCUGUUCGAUACCUUGUCUCCGGACCCAGUCAGGCUACGGGGAGUCGGCCUUGCUGCUAAGCUUGGAACUGUGAGCUCGAGCUCACGCAGCCCUCAGAAAGCAGCUGCGGGCACCUCCAGCUUGACCAGGUGGUUGAAGCGGGGACCGGCCGAGGCGCCUCAGCCGUCCACCACUUCAACAACACAGGCUGCAGAUUCCACGAUCGUUGUGGAUCUGGAAGCCUCCGAGCAGGAGCCUCACGUCGACGACUGCGUCGAAUGUCCCGUGUGCUCGAAGCUCAUCAGCAGAGCAGAAGCAGAUGCCCACGUGAACAGACACUUUGAGGACAUCUCUGUAGAACCUCCCGCGAAGCGCUUGUGCCCAGCAGUGCCGGCCGGGGAUGACAGCGAGUGUGAGCUUCUGGGGUGA
This is a messenger RNA of Symbiodinium natans, 4281 nucleotides long. The record is from the annotation of a GenBank genome assembly. Lineage: Eukaryota; Dinophyceae; Suessiales; Symbiodiniaceae.